Molecule: messenger RNA, 4022 nt
Organism: Oreochromis niloticus (Nile tilapia)
Lineage: Eukaryota; Metazoa; Chordata; Actinopteri; Cichliformes; Cichlidae
Gene: slc6a2
Product: solute carrier family 6 member 2
Exons: 15
Coding region: 335-2203 (622 amino acids)
Biological process (GO): sodium ion transmembrane transport; dopamine uptake involved in synaptic transmission; amino acid transport
Cellular component (GO): axon; plasma membrane; presynaptic membrane
Molecular function (GO): dopamine:sodium symporter activity; norepinephrine:sodium symporter activity
Source: RefSeq, a predicted model, not a curated record
GGGAGAGAGGAAAGCGAUUUAAAAGCUCGCAUUUUAUAUCGUCUCUGCUGGAGAAGGCGAGCCUUAAAGUUCCUUCAGAAUGGGCAGUCUUCCCUCAGAAGCAUCUGGACAACAACAGUAUCGGGUCAUAGAGUCGUGUCCUUAACUUUACCAACCCAUGUACACGGGAGUAUCACCUGUAGUGUCGGCGGAGAACACUUGCGUAUCCGCUUUUUGCCGGCGGGAUAGCGGUCCUUAUUCAAGCGCACCGACCCAGACCAUUAACUCCACCAGAACCCGCAGGGGGCCGUGAGAGCGCCGCGCCAGCGUGUGCUUCGUACUCACUGCAGAGAAGAUGAAUAUCCAGGUUAUGCCAGAGCACAAGCUCUCAUCGGUUGCCCCAAUGAAACAGUGCAAUGUGGAGAAAAAAGAGGUAGAACUGAUUCUAGUGAAGGAUCAGAACGGCGUCCAGUACACAAAUUCCUCGAUCAUUCCCACCAAUGGAAGUCGCGUAGGUCCACCCGGAUCCUCCUCCGAGGACAACCGAGAAACUUGGGGCAAGAAAAUAGACUUUCUCCUGUCGGUUAUUGGCUUCGCGGUGGACCUGGCUAAUGUCUGGAGAUUUCCUUACUUGUGCUACAAAAAUGGAGGGGGUGCCUUUUUGAUUCCCUAUAUUCUUUUCCUGUUCAUUGCCGGGAUGCCAUUGUUCUACAUGGAGCUUGCCUUAGGCCAAUAUAACAGAGAAGGAGCAGCUACGGUUUGGAAAAUAUGCCCCGUCUUUAAAGGUGUGGGCUACACUGUGAUUCUCAUAGCCCUGUAUGUUGGCUUCUACUACAAUGUCAUCAUUGCUUGGUCACUCCACUACCUGUUCUCCUCCAUGACUACUGAGCUGCCGUGGCUCAGAUGUGGGAACAGCUGGAAUAGUGUGAACUGCACUGAAUUCAAUGGAUCUCUUCCUGAAAAUGGCACAUCAUACGCCAAGUACAAGCAUACACCAGCAGCAGAAUACUAUGAACGGGGUGUGUUGAAUCUUCAUGAAAGUAGUGGUAUCGAGGACCUGGGCUGGCCUCGCUGGCAGUUGGUUUUGUGCCUGGUUGUGGUAGUCUUCAUCCUGUACUUCAGCCUGUGGAAAGGUGUCAAGUCUUCCGGCAAGGUGGUGUACAUUACAGCUACAAUGCCCUAUGUGGUCCUUUUUGUGCUGCUGAUCCGAGGCAUAACUUUAGAUGGGUCUAUGAAGGGCAUCAAACAAUACCUCUCCAUUGACUUCAAUCGACUCAGCGACCCAGAGGUGUGGAUUGAUGCUGCAACACAGAUAUUCUACUCGCUGGGUGCAGGAUUUGGUGUGCUCAUUGCAUUUGCUAGUUACAACAAAUUUGACAACAACUGUUACAGGGAUGCUCUCUUGACCAGCACUGUGAACUGCGUUACCAGUUUCUUCUCGGGGUUUGCCAUCUUCUCUGUGCUCGGAUAUAUGGCUAAAAAACAUGGGGUGGAGGUAAAAGAUGUGGCAACAGAGGGUCCAGGUCUGGUGUUUGUAAUCUACCCUGAAGCAAUCUCAACACUUCUAGGCUCAACAUUUUGGGCGAUUGUGUUCUUCAUCAUGUUGCUGACUUUAGGCAUUGACAGCGCAAUGGGUGGCAUGGAGGCAGUUCUCACAGGCCUGUCAGACGACUUUAAGAUUCUCAAAAGAAACCGAAAGCUUUUCACCUUCGCUACAGCUUUUGGAACCUUCCUGGUUGCUCUGCUCUGCAUUACCAACGGUGGAAUCUAUGUCGUGACUUUGUUAGAUGAGUAUGCAGCAGGGACUUCAAUACUCUUUGGUGUGUUGAUCGAGGCCAUUGGAGUGUCGUGGUUUUAUGGUGUGGAUCGCUUCAGUGAAGAUAUUGAGCGAAUGAUGGGCUUCAAGCCAGGACUCUACUGGAGGCUGUGCUGGAAAUAUGUCAGCCCUGCUUUUCUGUUGUUUGUGGUAAUAGCCAGUGCUGUGAAACGACCACCCCUGAGGUAUGACAACUACGUCUUCCCUGAAUGGGCCAACCAAAUCGGCUGGGGUGUGGCCAUGUCCUCCAUGCUGAUGGUUCCUUUUUACGCCAUCUAUAAGUUCUUCAGUCUACCAGGAACAUUCCGAGAGAGAAUAGCUUACUGCAUCACUCCAGAACAUGAACAUCACAUGGUUGCUGAAGGAAAAGUACGGCAGUUCAGACUCAGGCACUGGUUGGCCAUCUGAUCACAAAUACAGUACCCAGAAUACUAUCAUCCAUCCUCACAUCUGGUGUCUGAAGUUCCUGUGUGCCACCUGUGGUCAGACAGACAAGAAGAACAGUAGGCUCCAACCUCUCUCAGCAGCCUGCCUCUUCUCUCUGCAUUUACCACCCAAGGCCUUUUGUUGUCAACAGUGGCUUCAAGCAUUUUGAUUCAAGAGUAUGCCUGCUAACAUUUGGAAAUCAUUCUACAGCUUCCACUACCAAGGGAGGAUCACACUGUGGGAAAAAUUUACAGUGAUUUGCUCAUGAUUUUUAUACACCAUUUUAAUUAAUUAAUUAUAACCUUAGUUUUCAUUUUGUACACUUUGCGUUAUCUCUUGGAAGGUAUAAAAACUAAAACAGAAGCAAUCCCAUUUCCCUGUAUACUACUAAACAGGGGACUAAAAAUGUUAUAACUUUUAAACUUGUUUUAAAGAUUCUUUAUUAUUGCGUUGUUAUUGGAAGAAAGUCUCUAUUCUUACCAUUCUGUGUGCACAGUGACUUAUCUAUGUCAGUGCCUUAUCAAGCAAGACACUCUAUGUUUCUUACAGUUCACAGACAAAGAAAUAAAAUACACUGUGUCGACUCAGGAACCCACUAAACUCCAACCGCUUUGUGGAUGGCAAUCUCCUAGUCCUAAAUUUCAAAGAGCUGGGAGUCAACAGUGCAUCAAGGUCAAGCUCCUUAUCAAAUGAAAAACCAAGAAGAAACAAUCCUUUUGUGUCACACUGUGUUAUAGUAAAGGGAAUAAUGCAUGUAUUACUCCAAAGCUUCAAAGAACAGUGGCAGGCUUCGUUCAGCUCUUACGCUUUGAGAAGCAUAAGAAAAACUUAUAAUUAAAUCUUAGCCUCAAAGAAUGACUAAUUUAUAACCUGGUUAGUCUCUGGCUGCUCACUUAAGGUGCAGGGGAAAAAAUUCACCAAAACAAAUGGCGUAACUGUUACAAACAGCUUUGUAUUUGUGUUGUGUGACUUUUAUCUUCCAUUUUUUGUCUGUUUAGUGCUUCUAAAGAAUCUCUGUGGCUUUUCCUUCAAGGAGACAAUGAGAGAAAGGACAGUGAGAGCAUGUGUGUGUGUGUGUGUGUGUGUGAGGGUGUGUGUGUGAGUUGUGUAUUGGGAUUAUGUUGCAAACCAUGCCAUAUGCUGUUAGCGCACAUUACACAGAAUACAACUAUCAAAUGCCUCGCUUUCUUGUGCUGUAUAUUAAUGAUUAUGUUACUUGACUAUAACACUUAUAUUUUCAUUUGAAACACGACUUGUAGCGUUCCUGUUUUUCAUCAUCAUAGAAGUGCCAACAAUUUAUAUUAGUGAUAUGGUUUAUCUUCUCCUGUUUUUUGUUUUGUUUUGUUUUUUUUAUUGGAAUGAAGUUGAAGGAGUCUAACCUUGAAUCAUAACAGAAAAACCUUUAUUAAGGAAUAAAGCCACAAAGAAAAAAACAAAUAUAUGUGGAAUAUAUAAGAAGAUAUAGAAAUAUAUGAAUAUAUUCUUUUGUUAUAUCUAAUAUUGUAUUUAUCAACUUGUUUAUAGCAAACCGUGAAUGUAAAGUAUUUUAAACGUAACUGUCCAUAGUCAUAAUAUAGUGUUUGAUGUAUAGCUAAGAAAAAAAAUUAUAUUCCAUGUAACCUUGGGCUACUUUGUCACAUAUGAAUGUGAAAAAAAAAAAACACCCUGGCUUUACUGGACUACGUUUAGAGUAAUGCUAUGUACAACACCAUUGUCCUAUUGAUCGUGAGUGACAAAUGUCUAUGAAGAAUUCUGAAGUAUCAACACAAUGAUAAUAAAGAAUUUCUUCUAUACAGUUUAA